This is a messenger RNA of Pelobates cultripes (western spadefoot toad), 218 nucleotides long. The record is from the annotation of a GenBank genome assembly. NCBI's taxonomy places the organism in Eukaryota, Metazoa, Chordata, Amphibia, Anura, Pelobatidae.
AUGGGCUCAACUGCACUUCCAAGAGGUACUAGGCGAGCAAGCAUAGCAUCCAUGGGUCGCAAGAUGUUCAGACUGCUGGCACUUCAUAACCUAUACGAUAGCUGGAGAGUCUUUCACCCAAAUGAACGUGAUUAUUCCUUCCACUCCAAAGCACACAAUACCUACACCCGCAUAGACACUUUUUAUGUGGACCAACCCAUCUUAGCACAGGUAGCCAA